AUGAUUACAAUAAAACACAUUUUGAAUGCAAAUGUUGUGCCGAAGAGAAGGGAUCAGUUGACUCACGAAAUGGUCGGACUCUCUGUGCUCUUUGCAUACGAAAUGAUUUCGUUUUUUCGCUUAUCCGAAAAGAUCACGAAUUACUGUAAACAUGAAAUGGGAGGCAAAGACCAGAGCUAUGAAAAUAUCGGUCUUUGUAUCUGUAUCUAUGGCGUGGAUUUACUCUUCAAUAGGGAUAGUAGUAGUAGUGGUGGCGAUGAAGAACUGGAGGGCAGUGCAUGUGCUAUGAAUGCUUUGAAUAAAAACUCCUCUGAAUGCCAUAAUAUGGCGGUCGAGGAAACCAAUUCCAAUUGUUCUUCGCCUAAGACUCAGGAAGAAUAUGCCGAUCGUAUCACACGAUUGCAAAUGGAAUAUCUCAUACCUUUAAAGGAGGACCUGUCAGAUUGGCUCAACAGAAUACUAGGUUGUUAUUAUUAA
Medioppia subpectinata is the source of this 477-nucleotide messenger RNA. Lineage: Eukaryota; Metazoa; Arthropoda; Arachnida; Sarcoptiformes; Oppiidae. The record is from the annotation of a GenBank genome assembly.